GCGGACGUAUAUUGUCUAGAAUAGGGAGUGAAUGGCCACUUCCUAAUGGCUGACGUCUGGAGUUAAAGUAAAGAGUGGGUGUAGAAAUUGUUGAAUUUCUUCGCCGGAAAUCGCCCAGUCGGCUCAGUUUUCAGGCUGAAUUUUCCCAGAAAAGCACUGCAGCCGUCGGCCUCGACUUUUUCCUGCUGACUCUUUGUUAAAGUCUAGAAAAGCCAUGACGUCUAUGCUUCCUUUUACCCCUCCGAUCGUCAAGCGGCUCCUGGGAUGGAAGAAGGGGGAAGGGGAAGACAAGUGGUCCGAAAAAGCCGUGAAAAGUUUAGUCAAGAAACUCAAGAAGACGUGCGGGCUAGAAGAACUUGAGAAGUCCAUCACACAACAGGAUCCCAACACGAAAUGCGUGACGAUUCCGAGGUCCCUGGACGGUCGGCUGCAGGUGUCCCACAGAAAAGGUCUUCCCCACGUGAUCUACUGCCGGCUGUGGAGGUGGCCGGACUUGCAGAGCCACCAUGAGCUGCGAGCGCUCGAGACCUGCGAGUACGCCUUCAGUCUGAAACGGGAGGAGGUCUGCGUCAACCCCUACCACUACCAGAGAGUCGAGACACCCGCAUUACCUCCAGUUCUGGUGCCCCGAAACCCCCUGGGAGACCUCCUGGCAGAACUAGCCCUUGAUGGAAGCUAUCCGACGCCAGCGCUGCCGCCAGUGCUGGUACCGAGGAAUCCGCCUGGGGAGAUGCCCACAGAACUCCCCCCGCUGGACGACUAUCUGAACUCUGUACCUGAGAACACCAGCUACCCACAGGACGUCCCUACACAGAACUACUCACUACCAGAGACCCCUCCGCCUGGCUACAUGAGUGAGGAUGGAGACACAAACGACCAGUCCCAGCACAACAGCAUGGUCACUGACUCAGGCUCGGAGAUGUCUCCCAGUCCUAACCCUAUACCCAGCCAAGACUUACAGCCAGUUACGUACACAGAGCCGACGUUCUGGUGUUCAAUCGCAUACUACGAGAUGAACACGAGAGUCGGGGAGACGUUCCACGCUUCGCAGCCCUCGCUGACGGUGGACGGCUUCACCGACCCGUCCAACUCGGAGAGGUUCUGUCUAGGCCUGCUGUCCAACGUCAACAGGAACCACGUCAUAGAACAGACCCGGAGACAUAUAGGUAAAGGUGUUCGUCUGUACUACAUCGGAGGCGAGGUUUUUGCGGAGUGUCUGAGUGAGAGCAGUGUGUUUGUACAGAGCCCCAACUGUAACCAGCGGUACGGCUGGCAUCCUGCAACUGUCUGCAAAAUACCACCAGGUUGUAACCUGAAGAUAUUCAACAAUCAGGAGUUUGCCCAGCUCCUGUCCCAGUCGGUGAGCCAAGGUUUCGAGGCGGUGUACCAGCUCACUCGCAUGUGCACCAUCCGCAUGAGCUUUGUGAAAGGCUGGGGUGCGGAGUACCGCCGUCAAACGGUCACCUCCACGCCAUGUUGGAUCGAACUCCACCUGAACGGCCCCCUGCAGUGGCUGGAUAAGGUUUUGACGCAGAUGGGCUCGCCCCGCGUACCGUGUUCGAGUAUGUCGUAAUGCCGCGCCGCGUACGUACGCGCGCUUUGUACAGCCAUAAGCCGAGAGCAUUGAUUGGUGCUUGGAGAGUAAGGCCACGCCAAUUAAAUUUGUUGGUUCUAAG
Messenger RNA from Branchiostoma belcheri (Belcher's lancelet), 1676 nucleotides. Its product is annotated as mothers against decapentaplegic homolog 3-like. The record is from RefSeq and is a predicted model, not a curated record. The transcript has 8 exons. Gene Ontology annotation, biological process: cell differentiation; BMP signaling pathway; SMAD protein signal transduction. Bases 215 to 1573 code for a protein of 452 amino acids. Gene Ontology annotation, cellular component: heteromeric SMAD protein complex. NCBI's taxonomy places the organism in Eukaryota, Metazoa, Chordata, Leptocardii, Amphioxiformes, Branchiostomatidae. Gene Ontology annotation, molecular function: I-SMAD binding; DNA-binding transcription factor activity, RNA polymerase II-specific; RNA polymerase II cis-regulatory region sequence-specific DNA binding.